AUGCUCAUGGAGGACCGUGAGCGAGAGAAGGAGAAAAUACGAGGAGACAGUGUGGAUGCGCAAAAGCUGAGCGAAGCCGAUUUACUGGUCGCCUGCCCAACAGUUUGCUGUUUCAGUUUCAAGGAGAAAAUGUUCUUGGAGUGCGCAGUUAGUGCUCUUAAGGACGUGGACUGGUCACCUGAAUCGUUCGACUGCCUGAAGAUCCCCUCAGAGACUAAGACCCUCCUAUUGUCAUUGGCGAAAACUCGACUGGGUCUCAUACCGACGGUACCGUUCGACGACGUAAUUGAUGGAAAGGGCCAAGGAUUCAACAUUCUUCUGAAUGGCCCACCGGGAGUCGGAAAGACUUUCACGGUUGAGGCAACCUCAGAGUAUUUCAAGCUCCCCCUCUAUUCUAUAUCUGCAGGCGAACUUGUUGUCAACCACGGGGAUUCCAAUGCGCUUGAGCAACAACUUGAAACAGUAUUCAAGAUCGCCAAACACUUUAAUGCCGUGCUUCUCUUGGAUGAGGCAGACGCGUUCAUGGAGCAGCGUACAUCAUACCACGAUACCCACAAUCGCCUUGUGACCAUUUUUCUCCGAAAGCUGGAAUAUUAUCAAGGAAUUCUUUUCUUGACUUCAAAUCGGGGUAUCCAGUUUGAUGACGCGAUUCUCAGCCGGAUCCAUUUGAUCAUUGAGUAUGAGAAUUUAACGAGAGAGUUUCGCAGAGAUCUCUGGUCAACUUUUCUGUCCAAGGCAUGUACGAUGCAAGGACCUGCCAUUGUUGAGGAGCACGAACUCCGACGAUUGGAGACUUUAGCUCUGAAUGGACGAGAGAUCAAAAACGUCGCAGCUAUUGCACACGCUCUCGCUGCGGCUGACCUCAACCAGGUGAACUACAAAUACUUGAAGUUAGCCGCCGAAUCAAAUAAAAAAUUCUCAAAGGAGUUUGGCAGAGAGAGGCCUGCUGAUGGAAUGUAUGUCUAA
Molecule: messenger RNA, 966 nt
Organism: Penicillium griseofulvum
Lineage: Eukaryota; Fungi; Ascomycota; Eurotiomycetes; Eurotiales; Aspergillaceae
Product: ATP-binding protein
Exons: 5
Coding region: 1-966 (321 amino acids)
Molecular function (GO): ATP binding; ATP hydrolysis activity
Source: RefSeq, a predicted model, not a curated record